Dendronephthya gigantea is the source of this 1979-nucleotide messenger RNA. Its product is annotated as probable tRNA (uracil-O(2)-)-methyltransferase. The transcript has 12 exons. Gene Ontology annotation, molecular function: tRNA (uridine) methyltransferase activity; metal ion binding. The record is from RefSeq and is a predicted model, not a curated record. NCBI's taxonomy places the organism in Eukaryota, Metazoa, Cnidaria, Anthozoa, Malacalcyonacea, Nephtheidae. Gene Ontology annotation, biological process: tRNA methylation. Bases 6 to 1964 code for a protein of 652 amino acids.
CCAAUAUGGCGGCCGACGAGGAGUUGAGUUUAUCAUGGAGUUUUGUUUGCGAGGAGAUUUUGAGCACAAUAUCUACAGAAGAGGCAUUUUUCGGCGCUUUAAAGAUCUGGAUAGAAAGACCGCAGGUUUUGAACCGCCGACUUGUAGGAUCGUUCAUAAUAGAGUCGUUUUUCACAGAAAAAGGAAGCGAUUUUUUAGCGCUGGUUUUAAAGAAUAUGACGGGAAAUGGAAAUAUUUCGAGAGAUGAUUUGUUGGGUCUUCCGAAGGGAGGGAAAAUUAACGAGGAAGAGGGUGCAGUUGAAGUAAAAAUAAGAUCAUUGAUACCGCGCGAAUCAAGUAGACACUGUAAUAUUUUGGAGAUGAUUAUUCAAGAUAAACACGACAAGUCCGUGACAUUUCUUCCGUUUGAAGAGGAUCAAGCUACAAAUAGCCUGCGUUGUGAUGUUGAGCAUGCUUAUAGAGUGAACCUUCUCCAAGCACAAAAUAAUCAAAGUUUAAGUCUUUCCGUUGCUGACAAAAGAAGCAAAGGAAAUGGUAUCACAUGUCCAACGGUAGAAUGGCUUAAGUCGUGUCUCAUUCCAAAACUUCACAAAUGGAUGACGGAGGACAAUACAAAGUCCUCAUUAGGAGAAUCAUUGAGACUUGUUUCGGUGGAAAAAUAUAGCCGGAAAUACGAAGAACUCAAGCAAAAAUAUAAACACUUUGUUAAGAUGUGGCCGGAAAGAACUGAUCCACACAAGUUUGUUUACGAAGAUGUCGCGAUUGCAACCUAUCUGAUGCUACUGUGGGAGAGUGACGCCACUGAAGCAGACGAUGAUUUCAAACCACAGAGGUUUGUUGAUCUUGGUUGUGGAAACGGUCUGUUGGUCCACAUUCUAAACAACGAGGGUCACUCAGGAAAAGGUGUCGAUUUACGUCCAAGAAAAGUUUGGAAGUUUUACGACGAGAAAACCGUUCUAGAGGUAAGCACAUUAGAUCCAUCAUCAGAAACCUAUCCCGAAGCUGAUUGGUUGAUCGGAAACCAUUCGGAUGAACUAACCCCUUGGAUACCAGUUAUCGCUGCCAGAUCUUCAUUCAAUUGUAAAUAUUUUGUUUUGCCGUGUUGCUUUCACGACUUUUAUUGCAAAUUCCAAAGAGUGAGCUCAAAUGAAAGACAGUAUCGUUCGUAUCUGGAUUAUGUUGAGAAUAUUGGAAGGAGUUGUGGAUUCGAAGUGGAAGAAGAUGUUCUGAGGAUACCAUCAACAAAAAGGGUGUGUCAAAUUGGCAAGAAUCGCGCAUAUUCAGUAGAAGAUGCAAUAUCUAUUGAAAACGAAAUCUUAAGUAUGUUGAAGAAUUCAAGACACGGGAAUCCGAACGAAACUAGAAAAUUUCAUGAUCAUACCACGGAAAAACAUUGCCAAAUGCAUGCUGGGAAUGUGCAUGCGUCAUCAUCUUGUCAUCAUGACAACACCGAAAUUGACCAAUCACAGGAGAGACAAUUCAUACCACGUGGUGACACGGAACCGGUGAGAAAUUGCACGAAAAUAGAGCAAAAGGUUUUGGAUGAAAUCGUUCAUAAGGUUGCGAGCGAAUUGUUGUCAAGAUCACAGAGUGAAUGUUUUGGGGAAUGCGAGGAUGAGUGUCGGAAAACAAACAAGAAUUGGAACAGAGGAGGUCAGAUGAAAUUAAGCGAAGUGUCAGAGUUAUUUGAUCAGAACAUUCUCGCGCUGUUGAGGUGUGAAGCUGGUGGCGUUAAGACGGUUCUGAGGAAUGCACAUCAGGUUUUCCGAGUGCAAGGUGGUAUGGUUGAGAUACGUGAUUGGAGAGAAGACAGUCACUGCAAGGAGACUAAGAACCAACCAAAAACAAAGAAAUACUGGAAGACAAAACAUUGUUGGUUUUACAAUCAUCAUCCUGAUGGAUGUCCUCUGGAUAAUGAACAAUGCAGCUUUUCUCAUGGAAUAAAGGAACUGAAAACAUUAUGAUGUUCGUAAAGAUUA